CACCACCUCUUCUUACUUUUCUCUGUUCUCAGUUCUCCAUUACCCUGCACUCGCCUUACUCAUGUUGCAGUCUGAGGAACGCAGUUCCAGUUUGUUUUUUACCAUAUCUGAUUUUGGAUACAUUUGAUUGCUUUUUUCCCACCUGUUUGUGUCAUAUCUCCCUCACCAGUCUUUUCCUGGAUUACUUUCAACAACAGAUGUUGCAGUAAAGAGCCCAAAGAUCUGGUGCUGUCUCCUGCUUCUUAUUCACACGCCAUUGCACGUGUCGACAGUUUCAUUUCUUGGUCAUGGAUGAUUUUGUAAGAAACAAACUGAUUGAAUGGCAGCUAAAUGAGUUGGAGGAACGAUUUGAAGCUAACAAAAUUACAGAGGAAAGCCUUUUCUGUCUUACUGAAAAUGACAUCACUGAGCUAAUCCGUUUAGUUGGUCCAAGGGCAAGAUUCAGAUGCAGACUUGAGCAGUUAAAGAAUGAACAAAACAAAAGACAAGAAACACCUGAACUUUCUGCUCAGGCUUCACUACCUAGGAGUUCAAAAGGAAAAAGACAAUCAGAUCUUCACGGGGAGUCCAGCGAAAGGCAACCACCAACUAAAAGACAGCGUGACUCAGCGAAAGAAACAAGAAUAUUAUCUGAAGUGAAAGACAUAAUGAAAGAAGUCAAGGACCAUAUAAAUGACAAAGAACAGCUUGGUGCUUUUAUAAAGAAUAAAAUCAGUGAUUUGGAAACUGACAAAAGAGAGCUGGUUGGUGUUUUUGGACGAACUGGGGCUGGAAAGAGCUCAUUAAUCAAUGCCAUCAUUAAUGAGAUGAAUCUUUUGCCUACUGGAACUAUCAGUGCAUGCACCACAGUCAUGAUAAAGGUGGAGGCUAACACUUCCAGCUCAAAGUAUGAGGCACAAAUUGAGUUCAUUAAAAAAGAGGAGUGGGAGGAUGAAUUAUGGUCACUGAAAACUCUAAAGGAAGCUGAUGAUGACUAUUGGGACCUGGAUGAAAAGCUGUCAGCCCUGUAUGGAGAAGAAAGGAAAGACAAAUCCCCUGAAACCCUCAUGGAACCAAAGUAUUUCAAAAAUAUUCCAGAAUUUUUGGAGUCCACGAAGAAAUCUUUGGAAUGUGAAACAGCUCAAGAGCUAUUUCAAAGACUUCGUAUGUACACAAAGCAGGAAGAUGGAAAAAGCGCACAGCAGUGGUUUUGGCCACUAGUGAAAUGUGUGACUGUCAGGGUGCCAAACAAUGACCUCCUCCAGCAUGUUACACUUGUGGACCUUCCUGGAAAUGGUGAUCGUAACAAGAGCAGGAACGAAAUGUGGAAACAGAUUGUUGGAGAUUGCUCCACUGUGUGGAUUGUGGCUGAAAUUACUCGAGCAGCAUCAGAAACUGAAGCCUGGGAGAUCCUGAAAAGUGGCCUGAUUGGAAAUGGUGGUCAGUGUCAGCAAAUCCACUUUAUCUGCACCAAGUCUGAUCCUGCAGAUGAUCGAGUUACAAAAAACAAGAAAGCCAAGGAAAAAGUGAUGAAGGAAUUCCACACACUGAACAAGACUCUGAGUGAGCAGUUCAGCGGUAAAGAUUUCGAAGUGUUCACAGUGAGUGCUCAAGAGGUCCUAAAAAGAAAACGUGUAAAAGAAGACGACAAUGAAAUACCCAAACUUCAAGACAUCUUGCAAAAUCUCAACGAGUGCCACUCUGAGACAGAUAUCUAUGUGAAUGGAGCUUAUGGGAUUCUGUCUUUGAUUGAAGGUGCCAGGGGCAGAAAUGAGGGUGUUGGAAAAGCAGAUGGUGUAUGUAAAGUCCUUGAGAAAAACAUGACAGAACAACUGGAUCAAGUGAAAAAAGCAGUUGAAAAAGCGAUCAAGGAUUUUGAACAAUGUCUUACAGAAGGGGUUAAAAAUUCCCAAACCUCUGAAGAAAAGCUGAAAACCUUUUUGGACUGUGAUGAAAACACUAUUGUUUUCAAACAAUUACAGGCUGUGGUUAGGAAAAACGGCAUCCACAAACCAAAAUACGGGGAAGAAAUAAAUCUCAACACAAUGUUGGCUUCCUGCUUGACUGACAGCAUUGAUAAAAAUUUCAGAAAGACCUUCCCAAAUGAUGUUAAAGGCAGAUAUUUCGAUGGAGUCAUCAGCAGAUUUUCACUUGACACAAAACCGUUGAUUCCAGAGAACCUAGAUGUCAAACUGCAGCUGAUAUUUCUCCAGACAGAGGAGGAAAGAAUUAAGGCAAAACUCAACAAAAUAAUCCUAAAGAAGAAGAAAAUAAUCUACAACAGUCUAACAGAGACAAUUGUGAAAAGCAUGCAAAAGGGCUAUGAUGAUGCAAAGAAAAUUUCAGGAAAAGAUGCACUGGAAAACAUGAGGAACACUCUUGAGACACAUGUAUCCUCAAAUAGGAACAUGUAUGAGGACGCAAAAAAGACCAUGUUGGAGAAGAUGGAUAAACUGAAGACGACCAUCUGCAAAGAACUGAAGGAAACCAUGGAACACUCCAUUAAACUCUCAUUCAAGGCUGAUGUUUGCCCUCUCCCAGAUGUUUCAAAGCAUCUUAAAACUGUGCAGCGAUAUCAUGAUGAAGUUUAAAAGAGAGAGAGAGAAAUGCCAGCACAGUAAACGGGUAAAUAUUUAAAUGUUAUUGCAUGUCACGGGAUUAUUAUUGUUAACCAUUUUGUGCUAAAUUACUUUAACAGUUCUAGAUUCCUGAGAAAUCUUAAAGGGA
Oreochromis niloticus (Nile tilapia) is the source of this 2706-nucleotide messenger RNA. RefSeq names its product nuclear GTPase SLIP-GC-like. Gene Ontology annotation, molecular function: GTPase activity. The transcript is spliced from 22 exons. The record is from RefSeq and is a predicted model, not a curated record. NCBI's taxonomy places the organism in Eukaryota, Metazoa, Chordata, Actinopteri, Cichliformes, Cichlidae. The coding region runs from base 288 to 2570 and encodes 760 amino acids.